GCCGGCUGGGUGGGUGUGGGGGGAGGGGGGAGCGCGCUCCCUGCCGGUUCCGCCCCGCCGACGUGCUCAGCCCGGGCGCGGAGGGGUUGGGUGGGUGUGAGGGGAAAUGGCGAGUCUGAUCCCCGCGGCGGCCUCGUCUCCUGCCGGCGCCCCGUCCCGCAACAAGAAGCGUCCGGCGAGCCCCGGCACCGGCAGCGGCCCCGCCAAGAAAAAGAAAGCGACGGCGGCGGGCGGCUCGCAGAGUGCAAGUGGAGAGGCCAUGAAUGAAAACAAGUUUCUGAACACAGACUCUAGCACAGGAUCAGUGGAAACAACUGUCAAGCCGUUACCAUUUAAAGAUCCAAACUUCAUCCACUCCGGCAUUGGUGGAGCAGCAGCUGGCAAGAAGAACAGAACUUGGAAGAACCUAAAACAAAUUCUUGCUUCUGAAAGGGCGUUGCCAUGGCAACUAAAUGAUCCUAGCUAUUUUAGUAUUGAUGCUCCUCCUUCCUUUAAGCCUGCCAAGAAAUAUUCAGACAUUUCAGGACUUCCGGCAAAUUACACAGAUCCCCAGAGCAAGCUGAGAUUUAGUACUAUUGAAGAAUUUGGCUAUAUUCGGAUGCUCCCUUCAGAUGUGGUUACAGGAUACCUGGCUCUCAGGAAAGCCACAAGUAUUGUUUCCUGAAGAGACCAAAUAUGGUUGUAUAUUGCUUGUGAACAGUGCUAAUUUUGAGAAUCAUGAUGGAAACAGGACUGAGAUUCCUUAAAUCUAUCCAUGGAUAUUUACAUCUGGAAGUAGUUGAUGAUACAUGGAUUUGAAGAGCAUAUGGGUUUAAUUUUGAUAAAUGCUGAUAUUUGUUAGUUUGCCAAUUUGUAAGCAAUUUGGUUUGGUGAUCAGAAUAACUUAGACCUUAAGGAUAUGUAUCUGCACCAUAAUGUCUGAAUUAUAUUAAUUUCUGUAGAGACAGGAUUUCAUCUCCACCCUGUACAUUUUAUGUACUGCUCUGGCUCAGAAGAAACAGUCAUCUGAAUUAAGGAAAAGGUACCAGGAUAUUCCAGCUUCUAACCCUGCCUUGCCAGGUACACUUGGCUAUGAAGAAGUUCGUCCCAUCUGUAAAAUGAAGUUAAAAUAUCUAGCGAGUGCUGCUAUUGUGAUGACUGUUUAUGGUACUGAGCACUGUGAAAAUGAACAGCUACACACAAAUACUGUCAGCAUAAAUAAAGUUGGACUCAAUCUUGUUUUAAAAAUA
This is a messenger RNA of Phalacrocorax carbo (great cormorant), 1229 nucleotides long. Lineage: Eukaryota; Metazoa; Chordata; Aves; Suliformes; Phalacrocoracidae. The record is from RefSeq and is a predicted model, not a curated record.